This is a messenger RNA of Lepisosteus oculatus (spotted gar), 4195 nucleotides long. Lineage: Eukaryota; Metazoa; Chordata; Actinopteri; Semionotiformes; Lepisosteidae. The record is from RefSeq and is a predicted model, not a curated record.
ACCUCUGCUUUCACAAAACUGUCACUACCCCUCCCUCCCACAAAGUCAACGCAGCUGCGGAAGAGGAGAUUGAGCAUACAGUCGCUGACAGAAUUACCGGUUGGUGUUUUGCUGCCUUUUCAUUGACGAAACUCGAGCACCAGAGAAUCACGCGUUAUGGCACAGAUGGAGAUCAAUGGGGGCGCUUCUCCACCUAAGAAGCCUGGAAAGGGUCAGUCCGCCGCAGACCAGGACAUGAUCACAGGGCUGAUAAACAAGGCUCUGCAGGCUAAAGAAUUUGCUUACUGUCCGUAUAGCAAUUUCCGAGUAGGGGCAGCUUUGAUGACCAACGAUGGAAGGGUUUUCACAGGCUGCAAUGUUGAAAAUGCUUGCUACAACCUGGGAGUGUGUGCCGAGCGGACUGCCAUAUUAAAAGCUGUUUCAGAAGGAUACGAGAGCUUCAGAGCAAUUGCUGUUUCUAGCGAUCUACAAGACCAGUUUAUCUCCCCUUGUGGGGCUUGUCGGCAGGUUAUGAGAGAGUUUGGCACAGGCUGGGAUGUGUUCCUGACGAAGGUGGAUGGAUCAUACGUACGGAUGACCGUGGAUGAGCUGCUGCCCAUGUCUUUUGGGCCUGAUGACCUCAAGAAAAAGAAGGUCUUCUCCCUACAAAAUGGACAUGAAGUGUCGACGCAGUUCUACACUCAUUCACCUUGUGAGGCUGGGGAAAAUAAUAAUUAGCUUUGUGCAGUGAUGCCAGUAGGUGUUUGUGCUCCCAAGUAUUUAUAGGAAUUGCUGCAUGUUUUUGAGAACGUUCCUUCCAAAUGAGGAACAUGAUGACUUGCAUCUGCUCUGUAAUUCUUUGGCGGAGCAUGGAGUGCAGGCAAUUACUGGAGUGAAGUAACACUGUUGUUCAGGUUAUGGAGAAUUUUAAGUUCGGGGUGUCAGCUACACACAGCACUUGGUACAUGCUUAUCAGUGAAUCAGUCUUUGACAUUUGAUUGUCUUUUUGUUCGGACAGUACCCUCUCAAACUCCUUUACAUGGUAAUUUUGCCCUACACCAUUAAGGAAUGCACAAUACAAAUUGGAAGAUAAUAAAAAAAAGUAAUUAUGCCAAGUAAGGAACCUAGAGCUGGUUUUUAAUAUGCAGGUGCAGGACACAAAAAGGCAAUCAGAAUUUGUAGUAUUUAGAAAAUGUUAUAAAUCUAGUUGAGGUCAGUAACAGGUAAGCUAAUUUUUCUCUAAAAGUUACAAAAUGUGAUGAAUAGAGCACUUAAAAGUUCCGGUGGUUGGAACAAAUGUCACAAUGACCAUUUCAACAGCGGUGAGUUAACUGAACCGGAGAAAGAACAGAUGUGUUUUCAGCGAGUCGUCAGAGGAAACUCAAGCAGCUGAUGACUCAGUUCACUACUACAGAGGAACAGCACAAAAAUAGCUGUAAAGUAAUAUAUCAUGACAUGACAUACAAACCCUCAAUUUACAUCUGUAACAGUUUGGUUCAGGAAACCAUUUUGUAAUUCAGAUUAUACUCUUGAGCCAUGUGCACAUUUACUGUUCAAUACGUUUGAUGGCAGUAGGUUCCUGUCCUGCCUUGUGCACUGCUUAGCUCACAGGAAUACAUCUUGUAAUAUAACGAGUAUGUAGUGUUAUGCAAUAAAAUGUAUUUUGUAUAUUGCAAAUUGUAUGCAAAGUUUGAUUUGCUCAAGUCGAGCUCAUGACCUGAGUGACACAGUUUUAGUUAUAUGGCAGUGUUACAAACAUAUCUGGACCUAUAGUGACAUCCUUUUGAAAGGAGGUGAGAUAUAUUUCAAACAUUUUGAUUUUUGAUGUAUUAACUAAUAAUACUGUGGCAGACCACCAUUAGUCAAGGUGGCUCCAGGUGCUGAGCAAACUUGUGAUGGAAGUAAGUACUGAAGAGUUAAUCCUUAACUACACAUGAGUAACCCACCCUUUCUGCUUCUCUUAACCCAACCACCACCAACACUGGUGAACCUAUUGAGAGAGCCUAGUGAGAGACUCUUUGGCGGCCUCUGGUGGCAGACUAGUUGUCAAUACAGUCCCUUCAACGACCUGCCUUCCACGAAUACUGUACAGUGCCGUUCACACAUAUUUGAGCUUGAACUAGUUCACAUAUAUGUCGAUACAUGACGGAGACAUUUAAAUACAAGUAAACACAGCGCACCUUCUAAAAUGUGCGGAAAAAGAUUUUCAAUUGGAAUUCAAUAUAUCAUCUCAGGCCCCUUACUUUAUAUUGCUAUGCUGUGGGUAUGUAAAUACAGUUAAAGGGCCUGUGUCAUCAUUCUUUUCUUUUGCAUGGUAUGUAUAUAUAUUCAUAUGAGCUUAACAUGCAGAAGUUACAUAGUUAUAUUGUCACAGUCAGGUGCCUCAGCCAGUCGCGGGUGGCAUCAUCCAAAUCGAUAAAGUUGCCGGGGCAUCUGAAGCGAGGGCAGGAGUAUAGGAUGUGGUCGGCCGUCUGCUCCUCGCCAUCGCCGCAUUCGCAAGUUGGGUCAUCAGUGAGACCCCACUUGUGUAGGGUGGCCCGGAAACGGCCAUGUCCGGUUCUUAGUUGGUUCAGCUUGACCCAGGCUUGUUCUGGGUAGGUCAUUUCCAGCAGGUUUGUUGGAUAUUUUGUCAAUAAGUUGUUUCAGUCUGUGGUUGUUAUUAUUCCACGCGUCUUGCCACUUUUUGUUAGUCCAGUUAGUGCCAUUGCUUUCAAAUCGAACUUACCAUGCAAUGCAUGGUAUGUUAAGACUCCGUUCGAUGUGCAAUAGGAAACAGAAAACUCAGAAUGGAUUGUCAUAUUCUUUACCUGGCACUAGUUUACCACAUUUCCUGCAGGAAAAGAUGACAUUGUGAUCAACAUUACAUUCUGGAAUCACACCCCAAAACCGCCCCUAGGCUGUCCACAGUUUUUUCAAUUCAACUACAGUAUAACCCCAAACCAUUCUAAACUUUCUCUACUAUUGUAACGCCAUUGCAAGUUGUUGUUUUUUUGCGGUUUAAUUUUUUAUUAAACGUAUAGAAUUUACAGAUACAAAUACAACAAGAGGUUCAGAAUCAUGUACAAGAGAAAAAAGAAACUCAGCAGAAAAAAAGCAUUGAACUACCAGAGGUAAUUACGUUAUGAUGUGAUCAAAUUGUAUAUUUUACAUAUAUCAUGUUUUGCCAUUGCAAGUUGUGCGAGUCGGCUUAGCAGCGCGGUGACGUCACCGCCCUUUCCCUGUGGAUAGCAGGGACCUUAGCCGUCGGGCUGACGGGAGAUUUCCCUUUAGCUUAACUGGCUGGGUCCCGGUUGAGCGACACCGGAGGCCUGGGUUCGAGUGCCCGAUGGUGGGUGGGCCGAGCUGAGGCGGCAGCGGCGAGGGCGCUACGCUCUUUCCGAGUACACUGCUAUAGCGGAAAGGCCUCGAAUAUUUACCAAUUUUCUACAAUUGAUUUGGAUUUACCAGCUCAUACUGUAUCUAAAACACCCACCCCAGCUCCAUGGCGCCGCUUCUUGCGGUUCAGGGUCGCGGGGGAGAUAGAGCCUGUCCCGACAGGACACACACACACGCCGAUUAACCUACAAGCAUGUUUGUGGACUGUGGGAAGAACCGGCAGCUCCCGAAGGAAACUCCCACGAACGCGGGGAGAAAAUACAAGCUCCGCGCUGCGAGACAGCGAUGAUAACCAGCGCCCGUUUAUAGAACAUAAAUACACGAAGAAGCUCUUUCAUUUUGAUUACUAGAGCAAAUCUCAUGCCGCCUUCGUUUCGAAGUGUUCAUCAAACAGUUAAAGAUUGAUAUUUCAGCUGCUUGUUUUCAGUUGUGCUCCUGCCUGUCAGCAUUGUGUAUUGCGUUGCAGCUGGUGACCUCUCUUUAAUCUUCCAGCAAAAAUAAUUCGCUCGACAUCAGUACAGGAGAUUUCGAUAUAUGAGAGAGCUUCUGCAGUUACGCGUUUGGAAAUGUAAGAAAUGCAGAUUUCCCUUUAAUCAGCUCAUUCACUUUUAAGAGACACAUCUAAAUAACUUGCAUUAGGCCAAAUAAUUAAUAGUAGGUAUUGUAGCGUUCUCAGGUUCACCGCACAGUAUAUUCUUUUGAAAGUUGUGUAAAUAUACUUUUCAAGCAUAAAAUACUUUUUAAAAAUUUUGUAGCAAUUGUGCAUAAAAUACCAGCUUUAAACGUGAAAUAUUUACAUUUAAAACUGUAAAAAUGUUUCAUUAAAAAGAUUUUAUGCGGA